This is a messenger RNA of Gossypium arboreum, 1369 nucleotides long. RefSeq lists its product as uncharacterized. The coding region runs from base 474 to 1235 and encodes 253 amino acids. The record is from RefSeq and is a predicted model, not a curated record. The transcript has 2 exons. Lineage: Eukaryota; Viridiplantae; Streptophyta; Magnoliopsida; Malvales; Malvaceae.
GAUCAGCACUGAAUUGGUGGACGGCUAUUCGGACCUCUUCUUCUCGAGUUCACCAACCAAGCCAUAAUUGCAAUCUUUCUUUUUUCAACCAACAAAACACCAAAGCCCCGAUUCAAAAUAAUAUCCUUUCACCUGUCCCUUACGGGCAGAUGCCCUCAAAGUUGCUUUAUCCCAUCCAACCCUAAUCCCCUCAACCCUUUUUCACUGCCAACUACUCCUUAUAUAUAUGCACAUAAUGCCCCACUAAUCACGUCUUAGUCUGGUUAUUGGAAAUACCUCUUUUUUUUUCAGGUAUAAAGCCGGCUGUUUUUCCAGACCAACAAAACACACUUUUCCUUGUUUCGUUUCAGUUUUUUUUUUUUGGCUUCAUUUCUUCCCUUGUUUAGACCGAAAAUCGAAGCAUUCCACUGGUUAAUUAAAGUUCUUUACCAGCGGCUGAGCUCCAAGUGUCAGUUACAAUAAGAAGGAAAUUAAUGAAGAACGUUUCGAGGAACAAGUUUUUGCUCUGUUUUAGACCCGUAGUUGAUAUGGACUUGAUGCUUGACCCCAAAGCAGUCGUGGUUGAUCCUUCCCAAAAUCGUCGGGCCUUAACGUAUCUCACCGUCAAAAACAAGGCAGAUAUUAUGAAGCCUUCAACCACUCAGUCUUCGUCUUCUUCUUCAGUUUCUGAUACAGAGAAUUCAAUCAUGGUUCAUCGUCCCGGGAAGAAAAGAUUUUCCCAUGUCAUCAAAGCUGUUGUAUUCGAGAUCUUAUUGGCUAAGAGGGUUAAAGAUAGAAAAGGUAUCCCAUUAAGCAGCCAUGGUAAGUUGUUGGAUACAAGUGCUGAUGAAUCAGUAAACAAGGUUUCAGCCGCCGAGGGAGUUCAAGGUACUGUUUCAAAGCCUAACUCAGUCCCAAAUUCAACGCAAAAAACAAGCAAACAUCAAGAACCAGAGAUGAAGCCGAAACAAGAAGGAAUCCAGAAGAGUUGUUCAAGUUCAAGUUUAAGCAAUGCCAUAUUUAUGCUUGUUAUUAGUCUGGUAGUGACCAUAUUCUGGGGCAAAAUUUGUGCAAUACUUCUUACAUCAAUUUGGCUGUACUUUCUCCCUCACCACCAACAGCCUGCAGGAGUUAUUGAGAACCUGGAAAGCAUUACAAAAAGCUCGGAAAAGAAGUCAAAAGAUUAUUACAGAAAGAAGGUCAUAAUGGAAGGGUUACUUCAAAGGAAACAAAGCAAAGGGGCAUUCAAUUUUUGACAUUAAAAUUUUCUGUUCGCAACAGACAAAAUACACAAGCAUCAGUUUCUUCUUUCUUGUGCAGUAAAUUUUUUUUCUUUUUAUUUGGGGAAGAUUUCAGAGCAUUCAUUAUUUAUUAAAUUCUUUCAUUCCAA